Rhizophagus irregularis DAOM 181602=DAOM 197198 is the source of this 1158-nucleotide messenger RNA. RefSeq lists its product as uncharacterized. Gene Ontology annotation, molecular function: potassium ion transmembrane transporter activity. The record is from RefSeq and is a predicted model, not a curated record. Gene Ontology annotation, biological process: potassium ion transmembrane transport. Gene Ontology annotation, cellular component: plasma membrane. NCBI's taxonomy places the organism in Eukaryota, Fungi, Glomeromycota, Glomeromycetes, Glomerales, Glomeraceae.
AUGUGCUGUCAAAAAGCGAAAUGGAAAAGAGAAAUAGUUAAUGAUCAUAAAUUUGAUUUUGUAUGCGUAGAAGAUUUUAAAGUGCAUGAUACAUUUAUAGGAAUAAGAUACUUAAUAUUAUAUUUAACAGUAUUUAAAGUUGUAUUAGUUUAUGUAGCAGAUUUAUGGACAGCAGGAAUUUUAUUAAUAUUUGAUAGUUGGAGUUCUUCUAUAAAACCAACUAUACCUUUUACUUACUCAAAAUGGAUUUAUGUUGGAUGUAUUUUUAUAUCAUUUUUAUUAUUAGCUUUGGAUUGGAGAAAGGCUAAGGCUAUUAUAGCUUCAAGAGAUAUUAGUUACGCUUUUACUAGUACUAUAACUUCUAGGUAUUAUGCUUUAAAAAGUUAUUCUCAUUUUUGUUUCUUUUAUCGAAUAAAAAGACAAAGUAAAAUGGUUGAUAAGAUUGCUUUUUUCGUAUUCUUUGCAUUUAAAGGUUGGAAAAGAUUGAUUUUUGCUGAAGCUCCUCGUCAGGCCAUUAGCGCUAUUACACUUUAUCCAAUUAUUAAAACAAAUAUAACUAGAGAUUGGAUGAAUUUAAGUGCAUACGGUCAUAAUACAGUGGAAAGACUUGCAAUGGCAUUAAUGGCGUUCACAUUUUUAUCUUUUGCGUUUUCAGCAACAAAAUUAAUUGUUGCUUUUAUAUUAUAUAUUCCAUUGUUAUUUCAUAUUAGAGGAAAUUUAAAAGAAUAUUGUUGUCAUAAAAUUGAUAAAAGGAUUGAAGGACUUCUUAUAAAGAAUUCUCGUAAACGUAGGAUAAACCAAAGAAAAGCUGCUGCGAAAGGUGAUCUUAGGAAGAAAAAUAAGAUAAAAGCAAAUAAUUCGAGACAACCUACUUUACCUAAUGUAGAAAAUAAUACACUUACUCCACCAUCAAAUGUUCAUCAUAAUUCAAGGUUUGCUGAACGUUUUGAACCAACUGCAAUGGCAUAUAGACCUCCAAAUCAAAUACCUCCAUAUUUAAAUGCAUCACCUUUACCUCCACGGGCAAUUCCUCAAGAAUAUUUAUUUAAUUCAAGGUUUCGUUCACCUGAAUCUACUCAAGCUCGGUUCCAACCACCACCACUUACAAAUCAUGGUAUCCCACCAGCACGAUACGUUCCACAAAAUGAUUAUUAUUAA